AUGCAUCAACAUCCUCGUUCACCGGCGCCUGCAGCGCCGACCUCUUCAACGAGGUCAAACCGUUCAACAGAUCAUAGAGAGCUGGACACAGAUCCCAGCUCACCGUCUUCAGAUGUCAGGAUGCAUAAUGGCCGGGGCUUGGGUAUUGAACCGGAGACUGAACCAUCUGAGCAGGUACAGCGGAACACACAACCUGCAAAGGAAGCAAUGGCAAAGCUCAAUCAGAUCAUAACGUUCAAUGUCGAAAUCGAAGAUACGGACAUUCUCAGGGAGCAACUGCGGAUAUGGAGGACAUGCGAUGCAAUUGAAAAUCGACCGCCGCCAUUGAUUAUCGAGACAUACUUGGAGACAAAGGGACUCACAAACAAUCAGAGCCUCGUGAUCCUGGAUGAGAAUGGGAAGAGAUGGGAUGUCCUAGAAGCGCUUACUGCUUCUGGUCAGGCGAGUCCUGUGAGGCCACCGCAUUCAAAUUCUGAUGAUGUCAUCCUCGAGCGUUGGAGAGUUGAACUGGGUUCUGCAUCAUCCAAACCACCCUCCGACCUUGGCUCUAUCCUUCCGACCGUAUACAAGAAAAGUAUUGUCCUCUUCCGCUCUUUGUUCACAUAUUCCAAAUUUCUGCCCGCAUGGAAGUUUGCAAAGCGCAAUGGAAGGCUUCGCAGCAACCCGGCUUUACAAAUCAGAUAUAGAAUCCUAGACGGGCGCACGGCUUCGGAUCGCCGCCAAGUCGACCACUUGACUGUUCCGCUGUACGAGGGCAACACCAAAGUGGUGGAAACGUAUAGCUUUGGGGUUACGGACUCACCUGCAGGCCCUUUCUCGGUUGAGGUCACUUAUCGAACCAAUUGUGACUUCCGAGUGGAUGAUUCUGAAGCUCUAUUGAGUUCACGCUUUAUGGGAGCUGACGAUGAAAUAUUUCGUCCUUCCUUUCCGUCAAGGGAUGCCAAUAGAAGAGCUUCCAAUGCUGAACCGGGGUCGGCGCCGUUGGAGAAAAGGACCGUUGAGGAACCAGACCCUGGUCGUGCAUAUGGAAGCUUAUCAACCUUCCAUCAUGUAGGGCCUGCGACGGGCGCAAGUCCUAUAUCAGCCCUCCGGGCUGCAAGAGAAUCUGUUACAUCGUCACCAUCACCACCCUCUUCGGCUUCUAGGAGGCCUUUAUCGGCUGCCAGAGCUGCACCAACUGGACGCGCUGCUGCUCUCGCUGCCGAAGCCAGUCCUAGUCCCCUUAGGCGACCUUCUAUCUCGUUCCAGCCAUUCAAAGCGCCGCCUCUUUCUGCUUCACCUUCUCUAAUUGAUCCGCCCCUCGGGGCGUCUCCUCGCUCUAGGCCGAUAGUUAGUGCACCAAGCUCAGAGCCUAAACACAUGCCUCCUCCAUCUGUAGCGGCCUCUGGGCGUAAGACUGGGCAGGCAGCUUCAGAGAAUGCGAUUGCAUCGUCCAACUCGGCGUCCCCAAGACCCGCACCUAUUGCAAGAUACAGCAGCGCCUUCAGUCACCGCCGCGGUAGACCUUCUUCAGGAGGAAUAAACAAAAUCGAGGAUGACGCUUCUAGUGGUAAAGCCAGUGCAACAUCGUCCGGCGCUCAGCCCGGCUCUGGGUUACUUGCGGAGGUCACUGGAACGAGCGCAGAUUCUCUUCACGCAGAUGAUGAGAACAUUUCCGAAUUUUUGAAGAUGCUCGACUUGCGGAAGGACUUAUUGAGCCCUUCGAAUUUGUCCAACCUCGAUGCCGUUGCUCGCAGGACGACGGUAACAAGUGCAGCGCUAACUCGAUUCCAACGUAUGCGUGACUCAAACGCCGCUCUCUCAGAAUCAAUGUCAUCGUCCCUACUUCUGCAACGUUCAUCCAACGCCUCGAGCAAGCAACUCUCAGGAGUGCCACCAAUGGUAGCUGGGGCUUCCGUUUCCACGGCCUCUUCACCUGGGAAGCCUAUAUCACCUCAUACCCCCCAUACCCCGGCUAUCCCUUCUCGUCUAAGUUCAAACAGUAUUGUCGAUUACAAUGAUCACGGGCACAGCGACGGAAGGCUUCUUCAUGGAGGUCCUACCUCGCUGCCUGAGGAUACCACGGGCGAAGAGACAGCCUUGGUGCAUCGGCCUCCCACGGUUACUGCGAUCGAUAUUCCGACAUCCCCGCGCCUCUUUCCUCCUACAUACCGUCGCUCUAGCUCUGCUGCUCAGAAUCGGCGUUCUGUCGUGGCUGAUGAGGAGGAAAUCUUUCCUUUCAAUAUGCGUAGUGUCAGCCUUGGUGCGGAGGAGCGAACCAAUGUCAGUUUGAGCACGCUGCAUCGGCGGCACGAAUACCAUAAUGCCGCCACAAAUCCCGAACAACAACAGGAAAGUCAGCGUGCUUCAUCAUCAUCGGACCAAGGCCCGACUGCGCUCCCGAGCCCGGCCAAGCGUGAAACCCGCUCACAGGGGGAUGCGACUGUGUCUGGGCAGACACCAGAAUUAUCCUCGUCUGCUAAUCACAACUUGUAUCAACCGCGCUUGGGUCAGUUUCGUAGCCGAGGAUCUUUCGGUGGCGCCCAUUCCCUGAGCUCCGGCUCUAGCAGCUUAGCUCGUGGCGGUGGUAUCCCCACCUACCUCACUGAGCGCGACAAUGACCGGGAUGGCAACGCAAGCGGUAGCAAUAGUGGCAACUCAACGACAGAAGAGCGACGAGGAUUUGGCCGCCGUGUCAGUGCAGGCCGCAACUAUCCGCCACAUCCGUCGCAGGUCGAAGAGGACGAGCCUUUGCUGUUUGCCAUGAGUGAUUUCGGGGCUUCUAGAAGAAGUUUUGAAGAGGGCAGACAGGGUAAUCAUGGUGCUGACUUUGGUGGUUCGCGACGCGGCAGCGGCAGACGUGGUGCCGGCGUCCCGGGGUUUCACGUUUGGUCUUGA
Molecule: messenger RNA, 2877 nt
Organism: Aspergillus fumigatus Af293
Lineage: Eukaryota; Fungi; Ascomycota; Eurotiomycetes; Eurotiales; Aspergillaceae
Source: RefSeq, a predicted model, not a curated record